AUGAAUGCUCGCAGAGAGGGUGCCAAUAUCUUCUCAACCGGCCCCAUUCAUUAUUACGCAAGCACAAACAGCCACCAUGAGACAGCUCCCACGACACUGCAGAACAACCAAACGUUAGGCUACCUCCUCCUCGCACUUCUUUCUAUCUAUCUCCUCUUCGACCACUUCGGGCUUGCACCAGUCUCCUUGAUCCAGCUUGCCUGGAACGUUCUCGUUUUUUUAACGCCAUCUUGGAUUAUUGUCGCAUUGGACACCCGCAUGUCACCGUCCGAAUCCUCCCCUUCCAGUUAUUCUCCGAUGACAUUCCAUGCCAAAAAUGAGGCAAUGCAGCGUAUCUUCGGUCUUGACGACAACUCAUUUCCAGCAUUUCGUCGUUCGCGGUCUUUGUCGGGUCUCGGAAGCGCCCUCCUAGGUCACAGCCAAGAUGCCAUUCCCCCAGGACUUGGAAACUGGGAUAAUUCUUGCUAUCAGAACAGCAUCAUUCAAGGACUCGCUUCGUUAAAAUCUCUGUCUGAAUUUCUCGUACAGAAUGUUGAGGCUUUGGCUGACAAGGGCUCAAUUUCCACUCACCGAGCACUGAGAGGGAUAAUUGAGCACUUGAACAGUGCCUCAAACUAUGGACAUAAGCUGUGGAUUCCCUCGGACCUGAAGUCCAUGAGCAGCUGGCAACAGCAAGAUGCACAAGAAUAUUUCUCCAAAUUGGUGGAUCAAAUCGACAUUGAAGUUCAGCAUGCUUCGCGCGGACAAACCAGGAACAUGGGCUUGAAAACGAUCGGUCGAGAGGAAAGCAUCCUCAAGGAUUUUUGUGAAAACAAGACGGAGAUCGACGGCACUUCUGAUAAACAACCAUCAUUCCGUAAUCCAAUGGAAGGUCUGCUUGCUCAGCGAGUAGGUUGUAUGAAGUGCGGUUGGACUGAAGGGUUAUCGCUCAUCCCGUUCAACUGCCUCACUGUACCGCUUGGUGGACAGCAUGAGUAUGAUAUUCGUGAAUGCUUGGAUCAAUACAUGGCUCUGGAACCAAUCGAGGGAGUAGAAUGCGCCAAAUGCACAUUGUUGCGCGUUCGAGAGCAACUAAUCAAUCUCCUCGAUGGGUUAUCCGAAGAUACGAACUCAGAUAGUCCGCAAAAAUCUGCUCUGCCCGAUGCAGUACGAGAUUCCGCACAAGCACGGCUUGAGUCUGUGACUGCUGCCUUGGAAGGAGACGACUUCGCUGAAAAGACACUCACCGAAAAGUGCCACAUCCCUUCAAAGAAUCGCGUCUCCGCCACUAAGUCCAGGCAGGCAGUGAUUGCGCGCGCACCGCAAUGCUUAGUCGUUCAUAUCAACCGUAGUCUUUUUGACGAGAUGACCGGGAUGCUGAGAAAGAAUUAUGCGGCGGUUAAAUUUCCCAGGCACAUGGACUUGAACGACUGGUGCCUCGGAACCCAAAAUGGCAGAUCCGAUGAUGCUCCUGAACAAUGGGAGACAAAUCCCUCCGAAUCCAUGCUCCCUGCACCUGGCCAAGCAGUCCGCCUUCCCAGCAGACAUUAUGAGCUACGAGCAAUCAUUACACACUACGGCCGACAUGAGAAUGGUCACUACAUCUGUUAUCGCAAAUACCCGACUUCUGUUUUUCCGGCUCCUGUUCCUGAUGAGGUACUUCAAGCAGAAGGAGACAAGGAGAAGCCUGAGCGUUGGUACCGACUCAGUGACGAUGAUGUGCAGAUGGUCAGUGAAGGCCAUGUGAUGUCUCAAGGGGGUGCUUUUAUGCUUUUCUACGAAGCUGUUGAAGAGCUUGAUUCACUUCCUACACAACCUGAAGUCGAGUCACCGGAAACAGUACCCAUCGAAACUGCCGAAUCGGUCUCUAAUUACACCGAGACUAUGUCAGUGACAAGCACCAUCACAGACGCUGAUUCGGAUACAUCUCGCGCAACCAGCGUCUCGGCACCUGACCAUUCCAUGCCUGUUGAAGAUUUUAAGCCGGCUGUUCCAUCUCUUAGGGCCUCAAAUAUGCGUGACAUCGAAUUGUCGAGCUCAACCGACAACCUAGAUUCACCUUCCAUGGUUACUGCAUAA
This is a messenger RNA of Penicillium malachiteum, 2058 nucleotides long. Its product is annotated as ubiquitin-specific protease UBP1. Lineage: Eukaryota; Fungi; Ascomycota; Eurotiomycetes; Eurotiales; Aspergillaceae. Gene Ontology annotation, biological process: protein deubiquitination. The coding region runs from base 1 to 2058 and encodes 685 amino acids. The record is from RefSeq and is a predicted model, not a curated record. Gene Ontology annotation, cellular component: cytosol; nucleus. Gene Ontology annotation, molecular function: cysteine-type endopeptidase activity; cysteine-type deubiquitinase activity. The transcript has a single exon.